AUGGCAAUGCCCCAGAAUUCAACUGGAGAAAAUGGCUUUUGUUUCACUCGGACGCUUGGCUUCUCCCGCCCGUCUCCUCCUCCCGGCGAGGCCGGACGGACCUUCGGUGCCGCGAGCGGGCAGGAGGCAUGCGGAACCCUUCUGAGCAACGGCACGGUGUCCUCCAGCGCACCCAGCCCAUCCGAAUCGUCUGCCGAACCCCUCUGCUCCAUCACCCCGGGAGAGGAGGAGACCCCAUUCAGCGAAGGGAUUAAAUACGUGUCGGCUGAAGGGGAGGAACUGGCGUGUGGCUGGGGGGGGUUCACCCCCGGGUGCUUACAGCUCUUCAACACGUCCAAGGGCAUCUUGUUCUUCCUCUGCGUGGCCUCCUUCCUGCAAGGCAUGACGGUGAACGGCUUCAUCAACACGGUCAUCACCUCCAUUGAGCGACGCUUCGACCUCCGCAGCUACCAGAGCGGGCUGAUCGCCAGCUCCUACGACAUCGCGGCGUGCGUCUGCUUGACCUUUGUCAGCUAUUUUGGGGGGAACGGCCACAAACCGCGAUGGCUGGGUUGGGGCGUGCUGGUCAUGGGCUUGGGCUCGCUGCUCUUUGCCUUGCCCCACUUCACCACGGGACGCUACGAGGCACGUUCGGCGGCGGAGGUGGGUGUCUGCGGGGGGAACCAGAGCCUGCCCUGCGCCCAGGCUGCCUCCAGCCUCUCCGGCUACAGGUUCAUCUUCAUGCUGGGGCAGUUCCUGCACGGGAUGGGAGCCACGCCGCUCUACACGCUCGGCGUCACCUAUUUAGAUGAAAACGUCAAGACUAACUACUCCCCUGUGUACAUUGCUGUUUUCUACACUGCUGCAAUCCUUGGGCCUGCAGCGGGUUAUCUGGUAGGAGGAAUGUUUCUAAAUAUUUAUACUGAAAUUGGCAGAGAGAUCGACAUCACCCCGGAGAACACGCUGUGGGUGGGGGCAUGGUGGAUCGGCUUCCUCGGGGCCGGAGCAGCCUCCCUCCUCAUCUCCAUCCCCAUCCUGGGGUACCCCCAGCGCCUCCCAGGAUCCCAGCGGUAUAUCGUUAUGAGGGUGUCAGAGGCUCAUCAGCUAAAGGAUGGGAGCCACAAAAAAGCAUCGGAUCCGGACUUCGGGAAAACAGUUAAAGAUCUGCCUCGAUCAGUACUGCUGCUUCUGAAGAACCCCACCUUCAUCUUCCUCUGCUUAGCGGGAGCGACCGAAGCCACCCUCAUUGCUGGGAUGUCCACGUUUGGACCCAAGUUCUUGGAGUCUCAGUUUAGUUUAAGUGCUUCUGAAGCUGCUACCUUUUUUGGUUAUCUGGUCGUGCCAGCCGGAGGUGGAGGCACAUUCCUGGGAGGAUUCCUUGUGAAUAAAUUUAAACUGCGCUGUUCAGGAAUCAUCAAAUUGUGUUUACUUUGCACAGUGUCGAGUCUGCUGGCUAUAUUCAUUUUUUUUAUUCACUGCCCUAACAUGCCGAUGGCAGGAGUAACCCAGAUGUACGAUGGAAGUGCUUUGCCUGGUGGCCACCUAAACCUGACAGCAGCCUGCAACGCCGACUGCGGCUGUCUACAGGAGACCUACAGCCCUGUCUGCGGGAGCGAUGACAUUAUGUAUUACUCUCCCUGCCAUGCCGGGUGCAAAAAAGUGUCCGAAAACCUCAGGAAUGGCAAGAAGGUCUAUCACGAGUGUAGCUGUGUUGAGAAAACCCUCCUGCCUGGCCCCGGUGACGCAGAGGCAGGGAAAUGCACCUCCUCUUGUGCAAAAAGGCCCCUGCUCCUGUUCUUCAUGUUCGUGGUGAUCCUCUUCACCUUCCUGAGCAGUAUUCCUGCCCUCACCGCCACUCUGCGGUGUGUCUCCGACAGGCAAAAGUCAUUUGCACUCGGGAUCCAGUGGAUUGUGGUACGAACACUAGGAGGCAUCCCUGGCCCCAUUGCCUUUGGGUCCAUGAUCGAUAAAUCCUGCCUGCUCUGGCAGGACCAGUGCAGCGAGCAAGGUUCUUGCUACGUUUACCAGAACUCAGCCAUGAGCCGAUACACCCUCAUCGCUGGACUGAUCUACAAGGUGCUCGGGACAACCUUCUUUAUAGUUGCCUGUUUACUCUACAAACCCCCGCCGCCAGAGUCGGCUCCGGGCAGCUCGGACCCAUCUGAAAAUGGCAACUGUGACCUCCAGGAACACAAACCUUCACUGCCGGCUGAAGAGGAUAUGUAG
This is a messenger RNA of Gavia stellata (red-throated loon), 2205 nucleotides long. It is a transcript of the gene SLCO4A1, whose product is annotated as solute carrier organic anion transporter family member 4A1. The transcript is spliced from 11 exons. Gene Ontology annotation, molecular function: protein binding. The coding region runs from base 1 to 2205 and encodes 734 amino acids. Gene Ontology annotation, biological process: sodium-independent organic anion transport; transmembrane transport. NCBI's taxonomy places the organism in Eukaryota, Metazoa, Chordata, Aves, Gaviiformes, Gaviidae. Gene Ontology annotation, cellular component: membrane. The record is from RefSeq and is a predicted model, not a curated record.